AUGCGCGAUCACAAGGCUGGUUGUUUUGUUGUUGUUGUUAUUGUUGUUAUUGUUGUUGCCUUUUUAUUGUUGUGUUGUUGUUUUCAUUAUUCUUUGAGUCAACAACGAACUUCUGAUAGCCAAAUAAAAAUUAUUAAACAUACCUUCCUCUUUCUACAUAUUUUAUAUGAAAACUGCCAUAAAUUGCCCCAAUUUUCUCGGCAUGCAGAGAAACGUAAUGUAUGCGUGACGUUUUCGAUCGAAGAUGGUGUUCUAGUGGCGGGAGGAAUAGAAUUUCUAAAUUUUACAUCUACGUCAAAAAUAACAGAUGAUGCGAUGGAACCCUUCGCAAUUUUGGAGAAAAUUCAAAGAUCUCUGGAGUGUCGAAAUUUUCCUGACCUUAACUUUAAACCCAAACAAGUCAAGUGCUUGGAGUCCAUAGUAAGAGGACAGGAUGUCAUUGGGGUGUUUCCAACAGGAUAUGGGAAAUCUUUAAUUUUUCAACUGUUACCAGAUGUCAUGAGAAACAAAGACGAAAAAUCUUCAAUUGUCAUUGUAAUCACUUGUUUAAACGCAAUUAUGGAAGAUCAAGUGAAUUUUCUGAAAAAAGUAGGAAUGACUUGCUACAUCCUACGUGACUUAAAUUUUGAGGAGAAUGCUGUACAGACGUUGUUUGAGGAUAUCUGUCUGAGUGAUAAAACAGAAGAUGUCUUACCAUCAUUUGUAUUGGAUGGUCAUUGUGACUUCCUAUUUUGCCAUCCAGAGGCUAUAUUGAGUGAGAGAGGAAGAACUUUGAUGAAAACGAAAAUUUAUCAAAAAAAUGUCAAAGCUUGUGUCAUGAGGCUCACUGCUUGGACACCUGGUAAGGGAAAAGAAUUUCGCAAAGAAUUUGAAAACUUGGGAGCAAUGCGAGCUUUUUUUAGAGAGGUACCUUUUAUCGCACUUACAGCUACCGCAACAGAAAAAACACUGGCUAAAAUAAAACAUAUACUUGGAAUGAAAACCCCAACAAUAAUAUCUGUUAAUCCAAACAGAAAAAAUGUAUACAUGUGCAAAGAAAAGAGAAAAGUUGGUGAAGAAGGUAUUGAAAAUAUCAUCUUGCCACUUGCAAAGGAGCUAAAAUCACUAAAGAAAAGUUUUCCUCAAACUAUUAUAUAUUGUGGAUUGAGGUUUUGUGGGUAUAUAUACAAGUUAAUAAAAAAUGUAUUAAAGGAACACAUGUAUGUUGAAAACAUAACAAACCCUAGCAAUUGUUUAAUUGUGCAAUUUCACGCACCACAAACAAAGUCAAUGAAAAACGAAAUUCUCCUUGAAGUUGCAAAAGAAGUUUCAAACAUUCGCGUUAUAAUAGCAACUUCUGCGCUUGGUAUGGGUGUUCAUGCACCCUAUAUCGAACAAAUUUUCCAUAUAAGUCCACCAAGUACCAUCGAAGACUAUAUGCAGCAAUUUGGACGGGCUGGUCGAAGAGGGCAAGAAGCAUUGGCAAGAUUGUACUAUACCGGGCAUGAUAUCAGCAGUAGGCGUUUAAAACAAAAUAAAGUUGAUGAACAUAUGGUGAAUUUUUGUACUACGACACAAUGCCUUCGUAAAGUAUUGAUGAUUCACUUUGGAUAUCAUUAUCAACCCCAGGAUCAAUGCUGUAGCAAUUGUGAUUCUUCACUCUUGAAAGAACCUAAAAAAGAGGAACGUAUUGAAUAUAGAGAAGUAUCAGAUGAGAGUUUAAAGAAACUAUCAGAUGAACUUGAUAAUAUACUGGCAGAUCACGACCAAGCCACACAUGAUGCAGCCAUGGAGUUUUAUAACAUUGUGGAUACAGGAAACUUGGCUGAAAAAUUUUCAGAAAUUAUUAUUAACAUUGAGUAUGUCAACGAUGUGGAAAGCUUGUUAGAAUAUCAGUUGUGGGAUGAAUUUGUUAGUAGCAGAGUUUUUAAAGUUAUUGAGAAGUAUACCACACUGAAGUAA
This is a messenger RNA of Hydractinia symbiolongicarpus, 1941 nucleotides long. Its product is annotated as ATP-dependent DNA helicase RecQ-like. The record is from RefSeq and is a predicted model, not a curated record. Gene Ontology annotation, biological process: double-strand break repair via homologous recombination; telomere maintenance. Gene Ontology annotation, molecular function: 3'-5' DNA helicase activity; nucleic acid binding; ATP binding. The transcript is spliced from 5 exons. Gene Ontology annotation, cellular component: nucleoplasm; nucleus; chromosome. Lineage: Eukaryota; Metazoa; Cnidaria; Hydrozoa; Anthoathecata; Hydractiniidae. Bases 1 to 1941 code for a protein of 646 amino acids.